Messenger RNA from Biomphalaria glabrata, 841 nucleotides. Its product is annotated as kielin/chordin-like protein. The transcript has 5 exons. The record is from RefSeq and is a predicted model, not a curated record. Lineage: Eukaryota; Metazoa; Mollusca; Gastropoda; Planorbidae. The coding region runs from base 66 to 566 and encodes 166 amino acids.
AUGUGAGUAUACUUUAGGAAUUUCUCACACUCGGGUUGAGUAGCGAACAGACUGCUCACGUGACCAUGAAAGCUGUACUCAUCAUCUGCAUCGUAUUGAUGUGUACCUCCACCCUGAGGACCCAAGAAGUAGAAGAGAACUCGGCCCCUUGUGUCAUUGACGGUGUGAACUAUGCUAGUGGAGAUCUCACUCCAGACCCAUGCAACCGCUGCAAAUGUGACAAUGGUCUAGAAGUCUGCAGCUUAGUGGAAUGUCGUCAAGAGGACUUGAACUCUUGCGUCAUUGACGGAGUGACCUAUGCUAAUGGAGCUCUCACUCCAGACCCAUGCAACCGCUGCACAUGUUACAAUGGUCUAGAAGCCUGCAACUUAAUGGAAUGUCCUCAAGAGAACUCGGCCCCUUGUGUCAUUGACGGAGUGACCUAUGCUAGUGGAGAUCUCACUCCAGACCCAUGCAACCGCUGCAAAUGUGACAAUGGUCUAGAAGUCUGCAGAUUAGUGCAAUGUCGUCAAGGGUUGACCCACGAUAUCAGACGUUUGAAUUCAUCUUUCCUGUUAGGUGGGUGACCAGCCAAGGCUAACGAGUCCCUCCUGCCUGCACCCUACCGGGGUAAGCGCCAGUUACUCAACUUCGUCUCCUCUGAUAAUGAAAACAGUUCCGCGGACCUGAUACUUAAGCCACAAGUGAAAGAUCAAGAAAUACACGAGAAACCCAUAUGCUAUGACAAAUUUGUACAAAUGCUCCUUCUUCCCUAGUGCUAUUAGAGCAUGGAAUGGGUUGCCUGAGCUAGCCAGGAAAACCAGUGACUUGGCAGAAUUUAAGUCAUUGGUUAAUAUGCAUG